Molecule: messenger RNA, 5188 nt
Organism: Brassica rapa (field mustard)
Lineage: Eukaryota; Viridiplantae; Streptophyta; Magnoliopsida; Brassicales; Brassicaceae
Product: ATP-dependent DNA helicase Q-like 4B
Biological process (GO): DNA replication; double-strand break repair via homologous recombination
Cellular component (GO): chromosome; nucleus; cytoplasm
Molecular function (GO): ATP binding; 3'-5' DNA helicase activity; nucleic acid binding
Source: RefSeq, a predicted model, not a curated record
UUUAAUAAAAAAUUUAAAAUUGAAAUUAUAAAAAUAUUAAAAUAUAUCUAUUAUAUUUUAAUUAAUAUUAUAAAAUUUUAUAAUAAAAACAAUUUCAAUAAAUUUUCAAAAAUUUAUGGGUGAAAGUAAAAAUAUUUAAUAAAAAAUAUUAAUUAAAAUAAAGAAUCCGAGUAAUAGUUGGGAUUAUGUUAGGAAAAAUAAAAUACAUGAACAUCAUCGAAAAAAUUGUUGGGAUUUGAACAGUAAAAAUAAUGGUGGUUACAUAACAAAAAUAAGAUAUAUGGAUACAGUUACAAAAAGUGGUGGUUGCCGAUCAUUAGGCACUUUAAGUGGGGGGUUACAUAAUAUAUAUAUAUUUCAUUGCAGUUAUAUUAAAAAGGUAUGUAUUAUUAAAAUUUAAGUUGGACAUAACUUUUUAUCAAUGGGUCACACUGCUGUUUUAAUAGAAUAGAUUACAUAACAAAAAUAAGAUAUAUGGAUACAGUUACAAAAAGUGGUGGUUGCCGAUCAUUAGGCACUUUAAGUGGGGGGUUACAUAAUAUAUAUAUAUUUCAUUGCAGUUAUAUUAAAAAGGUAUGUAUUAUUAAAAUUUAAGUUGGACAUAACUUUUUAUCAAUGGGUCACACUGCUGUUUUAAUAGAAUAGAUAUGCCUUUUAAAAAAUUCGAAUUGUCAAAGAACAUAAAUGACAUUAAUAACCAUAACUAAUAUUAAUAACCGUAAAAUUUGACGAAAAGUUAAGACUGAGAAUUUCAUCAUCUAAAACCCGACAAGUAAUUGAGAGUGACUAAUCGACUUUAUCAAAUUGAUGAGAAUCAUUAUUUGUCGCAGAAGAAAUCACUACUUCUUGUUUGCAUCGGAGAUUGUCUACGAAAUCGAUUUGCGGAAUAUGAAAUCAAUUUGGGGACUAGGUUUUUGAGUGAGAAAGAAGAUAUCAAUUUUGAGAUUUCUUUUAAACGAAAUGAUUUUUAAAACAAUGUUGUUUUAGGUUUUAUGGACAUUACUCAAAUUUAAUAGUUGACUAUUAAAGUUUCUUAAAAGAUCGGGUCAAAAGUAAAUGAAAGUUAAAAUGAUUAAUAUUUAAAAUUUUAAUUUUUUUUUUGCUUAAACACGAAUUAGAAGGUUUUUUGGAUUUAAUUUGAAAGUUGAGAGUUAUAAUGGUUGUUUUCUUAAUCUAAUAAAUUUGAAUAAUUAUAAUACUUUAUGGGUGAAGAAGAAGGCAAACCAGAAAAUAGAAACGUUAAACUUGAAAAUUUCUUCUAUUUCUUCUACAUUCAGAAAGAUCAGAGUUCUUUUUGUUGUCUGUGAGGGGGGAGAGAGAUUCUAUUAACGACCCCGCCGUUCGAAAACCGGAGAGUAACCUCGCGCCGCCUCGAGAUCUCACCGGAAGAGUUUCGCCGUAGAAGCAAGAGAGUCCCAUCGAUUUUGAAAAAAUAUUGCACUAAAUGGUGGUUGUUACAAGAGACGAUAGACUUGCUGGAGCUCUUCCUCAUGUUCAACCUAUGAGCGCUGCUAAUAAAAUGUGUGGGAGCCACCUCCCUGAAGCUCAAAAAUCCAGAGUUCACUUACCUCAAACGAAUUGGUUGAAACAUGCCAACGCUUUUGAGUGUAUACCAUCGUCGAACAACUUUCUAAGCUCUAGUAUGCUUUACUCUCUAGAAAGUCAAAAGCCUAGUAGAAGUAGAGAAACGGCUUCGAGGCCAAUUUACAACAUCAUCCCUGUAGAUGUGCAGACUUUGGCACACCAACAUAUUUCAAAGGUAACAACAAUGGGGAAACUUGUCAUGGCUUGGUGUGCUCUUGCAAAUCUCUCAAUAAAUAAUACAUACCUGAGACCUGGCAUUACUCCUGCAAUUGAUGAUAUCAACACUAACUGUUCAUUUUCUACGAGAGGAAGAUCCACUGCUAAAGUUACAUCCAACACUGAUGGAUCUUUCUUUGCACACAAUCAUCAAGAGGAUAGUCAAAAGAGAAUAAGAGGAACUGCAACAUCUUUUGACCGUUUCUCCUCCUCAUCCCCAGGUGAUGGUAAAUUAAUUUCUGGCAAGGUUCCACGGGUAUAUAACGAGGUUAGAGAUUCAGUAACCGGUUGUAUAAAUGGUAUGGAGGUACCACCAAUUAGAAACUUAGCACACCCAGCUAGACAGGUGGAAGUUAUCGAGAUUGACGAUGAUGACAUUCUCAAGAGUAUUGACGUAGAGAAAAUUGUUAUGGAACACUACCAUUCAACGUGUACCCAUCAACCAUCUGUUAAUAUAUUUGCUUCAAGAGGAGAAGAAAACCCAUGUUUGCCUCCUGAGCUAUGUUCCAACUAUAGUCAUGGAGUAAAGCUAGGGCUCUGUCUUCAAGCUCCCAGCCAUGUGGAACAAAUGAAGGACGCGCUGCUUGCAGUAUCAAAUGAACUACUUGACGAUUCUACCGACCUGAGCCCUGGUCAUUUUGAACAGCUUUGUCAAGAGAGGUUACUGUUGAAAAAGCAAAUUCAGCAGCUUGAGAUCCUUAUCCAAGAUAAAGAAAAGAAAAGCUCUGGGUGUUUGGCAUCUAGGCCCACUCGUAAUAUUCAGUAUGAGACACCUCAAACAACAAAUCGAAAGGCGGAUUAUGCGCACGCAGAUUCUCGAGUUCAUGUAACAGAACAAGGCAGAUAUGUAAGUGAUAACUGGAAUAUGCCGCGAGACUAUUUAUGUUCUGAAGAUAGGUCUGGUCUUUCAUCUGGUCCUAUAGAGAGAGAACGAUGUGUUCCUGAGAUUAUAGAUGUCACUUAUACCGAUGGUUCAAAUGACAAAAAGUGGAGCAGUCGUGACUUUCCUUGGACUAAAAAUCUGGAGGUCAAUAACAAAAGAGUGUUUGGAAACCACUCAUUUCGACCCAACCAAAGAGAGAUCAUUAAUGCUACAAUGAGUGGUUGUGAUGUUUUUGUUUUGAUGCCAACUGGAGGAGGGAAAAGCUUGACAUAUCAGCUCCCCGCUCUGAUCUGUGCAGGAAUAACAUUAGUAAUUUCUCCACUUGUUUCACUCAUCCAAGACCAGAUAAUGAACUUAUUACAGGCCAAUAUACAUGCUGCUUCCUUAAGUGCUGGAAUGGAUUGGACUCAACAACUAGAUAUACUUCGGGAGCUGAGCUCGGAGAACUCUAAAUACAGGUUACUGUAUGUCACACCGGAAAAAGUGGCAAAAAGUGAUUCCCUUUUGAGGCACCUUGAAAGCUUAAACUCCCACAGUUUACUUGCUCGAUUUGUUAUUGAUGAAGCUCAUUGUGUGAGUCAGUGGGGGCAUGACUUUCGACCAGACUACCAGGGUCUUGGUAUUCUGAAGAAGAAGUUUCCUAAAAUUCCCAUGUUGGCUUUGACAGCUACUGCAACAGCCAGUGUAAAAGAAGAUGUUGUGCAAGCUCUUGGCCUGGUUAACACUGUUGUGUUCCGGCAAAGUUUUAAUCGCCCAAAUCUGUGGUACUCUGUGGUUCCCAAGACAAAUAAGUGCUUGGAAGAUAUUGACCAGUUUAUCAAGAAAAACCAUUUUGAUGAGUGUGGCAUCAUUUAUUGUCUUUCUAAAAUGGACUGCGAAAAAGUCACUGAAACGUUGCGGAAGUUUGGCCAUAAAGCAGCCUUCUACCAUGGUAGUAUGGAUCCUGGUAAACGUGCGUUUGUACAGAAAAAAUGGAGCAAAGAUGAAAUCAAUAUAAUAUGUGCUACGGUGGCGUUUGGAAUGGGAAUAAAUAAGCCUGACGUUCGCUUUGUAAUUCAUCACUCUCUCCCAAAGUCCAUUGAAGGCUAUUAUCAGGAAUGCGGUCGUGCUGGUAGGGACGGCCAGAGGUCAUCAUGUGUUUUGUAUUACUGUUAUAGCGAUUAUAUUCGAGUGAAGCAUAUGAUUAGCCAAGGAGGACCUGGCCAAAGCACCAUGACAACGGGAUACAAUCGUAUAGCAAGUUCAGGGAGGACACUGGAAUCGAAUACGGACAAUCUUCUCCGCAUGGUUAGUUACUGUGAAAAUGAGGUGGAUUGUCGACGUUUCUUGCAGCUAGUUCAUUUGGGGGAAAAUUUUGAUUCGACGAACUGCAAAAACACAUGUGAUAAUUGCUCCAGCAGCAAAACAUUGAUUGAGAAAGAUGUAACUUUGAUUGGAAGGCAACUGGUUGAACUUGUGAAGCUAACAGGAGAAAGGUUUUCUUCAGCUCAUAUUGUAGAACUCUACAGGGGAUCCUUAAACCAGACGGUCAAGAAACACAGACAUGAAACUUUGCACCUCCAUGGAGCAGGAAAGCAUUUAUCUAAAAGUGAAGCCUCUCGUAUCUUGCACUAUCUUGUGACAAAAGACAUUCUCACAGAGUAUGUUAAAAAGAGUGAUCUGUAUGGAUCUGUAUCGUCUUUGCUGAAGGUGAAUAGAUCAAAAGCUGCCUCAAUCUUAUCUGGAGGCCAGACUAUAGAAAUGAGAUUUCCUUCAGCUGUAAAAGCAGUAAAGCCGAGCAAACAGGGACCAACCCCAGCAAGAGUUGCACUAAAGCAAACUACUCUUCCAAUGGCACCUGCUCCCCCACAAGACUCGAUUCUCUCGGAUACCUUGGUCAAAGCCUUGAAAAAUCUUCGGGCUGAUAUUGUCAAGGAAUCCUCAGAUGCAGUAAUGUCAUACCAUAUAUUUGGCAAUCCGACGCUUCAACAGAUAAGUAAACGACUUCCCAGAACCAAAGAGGAACUCCUUGAUAUCCAUGGUCUUGGAAAAGCCAAGGUGAGCAAGUACGGGGAUCGUUUGUUGGAAACUAUAGAAUCAACCAUCAACAACCACUACGGAACCAAUAAGAAUGAGGGUACAGGGUCAGGGAAGAGGAGGAGAGACGAGAACACUAAUCCAAUUGUAGUUGACAAUGAUGAUGAUGAUCCUGAUUGGACUCCGAGCCAGCAGUCCUACAAAAAAGCUUACGCUGUUCGUGGUCAAACGUCUGAAGAAGCUAUAUGUUGAUUUUGAAGAUGAUGGACGAGUACUUGUGUGUAAUCUUUGAAUUGGGAAAGGAUCAACUGAAUACAAGAAAGACAUUUAACGCGGCUUAUCAUUACGUCGUAGCAACUCAACAAACACAAGUGCAAAGAGGCAGUAGGUUCUUGCUUCUUGUGAGGAACCGGUUAGAAAAUUAGAACGUCCACAGAGUAGUAAUACACGAAAAUUUAUGAUAAACAAAUAAAAAAAAUCAAUUUCUAA